This is a messenger RNA of Annulohypoxylon maeteangense, 2607 nucleotides long. Its product is annotated as NADH-ubiquinone oxidoreductase 78 kDa subunit mitochondrial precursor. Lineage: Eukaryota; Fungi; Ascomycota; Sordariomycetes; Xylariales; Hypoxylaceae. Gene Ontology annotation, cellular component: membrane. Bases 147 to 2375 code for a protein of 742 amino acids. Gene Ontology annotation, molecular function: NADH dehydrogenase (ubiquinone) activity; iron-sulfur cluster binding. The record is from RefSeq and is a predicted model, not a curated record. The transcript has 6 exons. Gene Ontology annotation, biological process: ATP synthesis coupled electron transport.
AGAACAUCCAAUUAUUCCCGACCAAGCACCUCACAAGAAAGACGUCAACAUUUUGAACGGCCCUCCCAAUUGACCACCCCCGCCCUCCGACCUGAAUCCUACUCUUCUCCUUCUCCGUAAUCACCUAAUUCCGUCGAGACGACACGAUGCUUCGACAAUCUCUAGCUCGUUCGGCUUGGCGGACUGGCCGACAAGCCGCCAGAUCCUCCAGAGCUUUUUCUGCGACACCUCAACGGCCGGCAGAGGUGGAGCUUACAAUUGAUGGAAAGAAGGUGUCUAUUGAAGCUGGCUCAGCUUUAAUUCAAGCCUGUGAAAAGGCCGGCAGCACCGUCCCUAGAUAUUGCUACCAUGAGAAGUUGAUGAUAGCCGGAAACUGCCGUAUGUGUCUAGUCGAAGUCGAACGAGCACCGAAACCCGUCGCCUCUUGCGCAUGGCCUGUACAACCCGGUAUGGUGGUGAAAACAAAUUCGCCGCUUACACACAAAGCCCGAGAGGGAGUGAUGGAAUUCCUCCUAGCAAACCACCCGUUAGAUUGCCCUAUCUGUGAUCAGGGUGGUGAAUGUGAUCUUCAAGAUCAAUCUAUGCGAUACGGUGCCGAUAGGGGCAGAUUUCAUGAGAUUGGUGGCAAGCGAGCGGUAGAGGAUAAAAAUAUUGGACCCUUAAUUAAGACGUCAAUGAACAGAUGUAUCCACUGUACGAGAUGUAUUCGGUUCGCAAACGACAUAGCCGGUGCCCCCGAGAUGGGUUCGUUCGGACGAGGAAACGAUAUUCAGAUUGGAACAUACUUAGAAAAGAACCUAGACUCCGAGAUGUCGGGCAACGUCAUCGACCUUUGCCCCGUCGGAGCCCUCACAUCAAAGCCAUACGCCUUCCGAGCUCGCCCCUGGGAACUAAAGAAGACCGAGUCAAUUGAUGUGCUCGAUGGUCUAGGAUCUGCUAUUCGCGUCGACUCUCGUGGCCUAGAGGUCAUGCGAGUCAUUCCCCGGUUAAAUGAUGACGUUAACGAAGAAUGGAUCAACGAUAAGACCCGAUUCGCUUGCGAUGGCUUAAAGACCCAGAGAUUGACUAUGCCGCUAGUACGACGAGAGGGCAAAUUCGAACCAGCACCUUGGGAGCAAGCACUGACAGAGAUUGCCGCCGCCUACCAGCAGCUCGCACCUACGGGCAAUGAAUUUAAGGUCAUCGCUGGUGAAUUAACCGAGGUUGAGUCUCUAGUUGCCAUGAAGGACUUGGCCAAUAAGCUCGGAUCCGACAAUCUAGCUAUUGACACACCCUCAGGAAGCCAGCCUCUCGCCCAUGGUAUUGAUGUCCGAUCAAACUAUCUCUUCAACUCUAAGAUCCUUGCUGUUGAAGAGGUUGACGCCCUGCUACUCGUCGGCACCAACCCAAGACACGAAGCUGCCGGUCUAAAUGCUCGUAUCCGAAAGCAAUGGCUAAGAUCAGAUCUAGAGGUUGGUGUUGUGGGCGAACCAUUUGAAUCAACCUUUGAAUUUGAGAACCUCGGUACAGACUUUGCGGCAUUGAAGAAAGCGCUCUCUGGUGAUUUCGGCAAGAAGCUUCAAUCAGCCAAAAAGCCGAUGAUCGUCGUUGGCUCUGGUGUAACGGAUCACCCCGAUGCCAAGGCUUUCUAUGAGCUUAUCGGUUCCUUCGUCGAGAAGAAUGCUGCGAACUUCUUGACUGAAGAGCACAACGGAUUCAACAUUCUACAAAGAGCCGCCUCAAGAGCAGGUGCUUUCGAGGUUGGAUUCACAACACCCUCUCCUGAAGUCGCUCAGGCUAAACCCAAGUUUAUCUGGCUCCUUGGCGCCGAUGAAUUUGCUGAUGCUGAUAUCCCUAAGGACGCCUUCGUCGUCUACCAGGGCCACCAUGGUGACCGUGGUGCCCAGAUCGCCGACAUCGUCCUACCCGGUGCCGCUUACACCGAGAAGGCCGGUACAUAUAUCAACACAGAGGGUCGAGCUCAAAUGACUCGUGCCGCCACAUCACUUCCAGGCGCCGCCCGAACAGAUUGGAAGAUCAUCCGAGCAAUCAGCGAGUUCUUCGGAGCUCCUCUACCAUAUGACGAUGUCGCCCAAUUAAGAGAAAGGAUGGUCGAAAUUAGCCCGGCGCUUGCUUCAUACGAUAUUGUCGAGCCCACAUCGAUGAAGUCAUUGAGCAAGGUGCAAUUAGUAGACCAGAACAAGGGCGCCAAGCCCACAAACACGCCACUUAAGAAGGUCAUUCAAGACUUCUAUUUCACAGAUGUUAUCUCUAGGAGUUCACCAACGAUGGCAAGGUGUUCAGUCGCCAAGGCGACAGGCAACCCAGAUAACAACUUAAUGGCCCCCGGCAUAACCGAAGACAAGCCGAUGGGCCAAGUGGCAUACGGCUCAUAGGAGUAAUGCUACGAGGUGUGACGAGAUAGAUGAAACGAGAGCUUCAAAAGGAUAGGCUUCGAGUCAGACGCUACUAUAUGGCUAAGGGGGGUUAUAGUACUCAAGGCCAUGGUUGAUUUUUCUUUGUUGCUGGGCGCAGACAUACAUGGCAUCGUUAGUGUACAUAUAGCACUUGGUUCAACGGAGUAGAGAAGAAAGAAAGAAGUACAUAAAACGCCCAGAAUUCUUCGUC